Messenger RNA from Staurois parvus, 358 nucleotides. Lineage: Eukaryota; Metazoa; Chordata; Amphibia; Anura; Ranidae. The record is from the annotation of a GenBank genome assembly.
AUGCAGACUGCUUCUACAAACAUUUGUGAAAGACUGUGCAAUAAGUCCAUCUAUGAAAUUUCCUUGCUACUAAAUAUUCCACGGUCAACUGUUAGUGGUAUUAUAACAGUGGAAGCAAUUGAGAACAACAGCAACUCAGCCACAAAGUUGUAGGCCACGUAAAAUGACAGAGUGAGGUCAAGGCAUGGUGAAAGGCACAGUGUGCAAAAGUCACCAACUGUCUGCAGAGUCAAUAGCUAAAGAACUCCAAACUUCAUGUGACCCUCUGAUUAGCACAACAACAGUGCAUAGAGAGCUUCAUGGAAUGGGUUUCCAUCGCCGAGCAGCUGUAUCCAAGCCUUACAUUACCAAACAAAGC